This is a messenger RNA of Vigna unguiculata (cowpea), 1619 nucleotides long. RefSeq names its product (+)-cis,trans-nepetalactol synthase NEPS1 pseudogene. The record is from RefSeq and is a predicted model, not a curated record. NCBI's taxonomy places the organism in Eukaryota, Viridiplantae, Streptophyta, Magnoliopsida, Fabales, Fabaceae.
CGAGUGACAUAUUUUAAUCAGAAAAGCAAAGUCCAUUAUAAAUAGGACAAUGAUAUUUUGCGAGCGUGACUCAAUAAUUUGCGAGCACCACCACUACACAAUCAUAUAAUGGCGGAAUCUGCAUCCACCACCAUUACCACCGCUCUCAGGUUAAAGAACAAAAUAGCAAUAGUCACCGGAGGCGCCAGCGGCAUCGGCGAAGCCACGGCGAGGCUAUUCGCGGAGGAAGGGGCCCGAAUGGUGGUCAUCGCUGACAUCCAAGACGAGCUGGGCAAAGAAGUGGCGGCGUCCAUUGGCGGGGACAGGUGCAGCUACUUCCACUGCGAUGUGGCGGAGGAAGUUGAAGUCCAAGGACUGGUACAGUCAACGGUCAAAGCGUACGGUCAACUGGACAUAAUGUUCAGCAACGCCGGGAUCAUUAGUCCCUCCAAACAGACGGUGGCGGAGCUCCACAUGUCCGAACUCGACAGGCUGUUCACGGUGAACGUGCGCGGAAUGGCGGCGUGCGUGAAGCACGCGGCGCGUGCGAUGGUGGAGGGGCGCGUGAGGGGAAGCAUAGUGUGCACGGGGAGCGUGUGUGGCAGCCACGGUGCUCUAAAGGGGACUGACUACAUCAUGUCGAAGCAUGCAGUGUUGGGGUUGAUGCGUUCGGCGAGCAUGCAGCUUGCGGAGCACGGGAUAAGGGUGAACUGCGUCUCACCCAAUGGGUUGGCAACGCCGUUGACCUGUAAACUGCGAGGGAUGAGCGAGGAGGAGACGCGAGAAGCUUACCGGAAAUACGCGAGACUGCAGGGAGUGGUGCUGACGCCCAAACAGGUGGCGCAGGCGGUGCUUUUUCUGGCCUCUGAUGACUCCUCCGCCUUUGUCACCGGCCUUGAUCUUAGGGUUGACGGCGGCUUUUCUCACGGCCACUGAUUAUUCCACAUAUUUUUCAAGCCUUCUAAAGCACUACUGUUACAACUAUGGUGAUAGUGUCUAUGUAUUCUAUACAUGAACAAAAGCAAAUUGGAAAGAUACACAACACAACGGCCCGAAGCACUUGUAACUUCAGUUUUCAGUAACAACAAAAGACCAAAUACAAACAUUUUAUGCAAAUCCUUGAUCAAGGAAAAGAUUAUAAAUAUAUCAACGGAUAAUGAUACAAUGCCUCAAUUAUUUGACCCCAAUCUUACCUGCCUACGUGACAUCCAUUAUUUUAAUAUUUUUAAAUGAAAGAGGAGCAUUGACGCGUGAGAGAAGCUCGAGUGAAUGUUGAGGUUGUGAUACACGCGCAUGUGAGGAAAAGUAAGAAAAAAAGACUGAACGUUGCGGUUUAAACUAAAGGCGAGAGUGCGGUUUAGGGAAAAGCGACAAUGCUCUUUUGGGAAAGAAUAACAGAGGUGGAUCGUUGUCAUAGUUUCGUGGACAAUUGGAAGCCCUAAUUUUGGUGUUCUUCUUCUGCAAAAUAUAUUUCUUUUUGCAGGUUGUAAGUUUAAUGGAUAUAACAUUUUUUGGUGGAUAAGACACUCUCCACAUUGAAGUCCGAUGACAUUGAAAAACACAUUCUAAGCUUUGUGGUUGUUGUUUGUCAAUGACAUUUGAUGUUUUUUGCAAUGAACAAAAAACCAGAAUUAUGUAUU